Nannizzia gypsea CBS 118893 is the source of this 1425-nucleotide messenger RNA. Its product is annotated as ATP-dependent rRNA helicase RRP3. Gene Ontology annotation, molecular function: ATP binding; nucleic acid binding; RNA helicase activity. Bases 1 to 1425 code for a protein of 474 amino acids. The record is from RefSeq and is a predicted model, not a curated record. The transcript is spliced from 2 exons. NCBI's taxonomy places the organism in Eukaryota, Fungi, Ascomycota, Eurotiomycetes, Onygenales, Arthrodermataceae.
AUGUCGUCAGUAAAGAAUGUUAAACGACGGAAGCUAUCCCAUACGUCCUCAAAGCCCGCCCCGGAUGAUGCGUCUUCAGGCUCAGAGCUCGAACAGGAAGCUCUAGAAGAGGGCAGCGACGAAACAGCAGACACAAAAGUGCCCAAGACCUUCAAGGACUUGGGGAUAAUCGACUCAUUAUGUGACGCUUGUACGUCGCUAGGAUAUAAAGCCCCAACUCCGAUUCAAGCUGAAUCUAUACCUUUGGCACUACAGGGGAGAGAUUUGGUGGGGUUGGCUGAGACGGGAAGUGGAAAGACUGCGGCUUUCGCAUUGCCGAUUCUCCAAGCUCUUAUGGAAAAGCCACAACCUUAUUUUGGGCUUGUUCUAGCACCCACUCGUGAAUUGGCGGUACAGAUAUCAGAAUCAUUCGAAGCCUUGGGAUCUCUUAUUUCUGUCAGAUGCGCCGUCAUAGUGGGAGGAAUGGAUAUGAUAUCACAAUCAAUAUCUCUCGGGAAAAAGCCGCAUAUUAUCGUUGCGACGCCUGGAAGACUCCUUGACCACCUGGAGAAUACCAAAGGGUUCUCGCUGCGCAAUUUGAAGUACCUAGUAAUGGACGAAGCGGAUCGACUACUCGACUUGGAUUUUGGCCCUGUUUUGGAUAAGAUAUUAAAAGUACUUCCACGCGAACGUCGAACGUACCUGUUCUCCGCUACCCUGAGCUCCAAAGUCGAGUCUUUGCAGCGCGCCUCGCUUUCAAACCCCCUUCGAGUUUCUAUAUCUUCCAACAAGUACCAAACAGUCUCAACACUUCUGCAAUCAUACAUCUUUAUCCCUCACAAGUACAAGGACAUCUACCUUGUGCACAUACUAAACGAAUUCCCUGGGCAAACUACCAUAAUUUUCACUCGAACCGUCAACGAAACACAACGUCUUUCCAUCCUCCUGCGUGCACUGGGAUUCGGCGCCAUCCCUCUUCACGGUCAAUUAUCCCAGUCAGCUCGUCUUGGAGCCCUCGGCAAAUUCAGGUCUGGAAGCCGAGAUAUCCUGGUAGCUACUGAUGUUGCAGCGCGAGGCCUUGAUAUUCCCGCUGUCGACCUGGUGUUGAAUUUUGAUCUACCUUCUGACAGCAAGACAUACAUUCAUCGUGUUGGUCGUACCGCUCGUGCAGGCAAGAGUGGACGAGCAAUUAGCGUCGUGACGCAAUACGAAGUCGAGAUAUGGCAGCGAAUCGAAGCUGCGUUGGGCAAGCAACUGCCGGAGCACAAGACGGAGAAGGAGGAAGUGAUGGUGUUGAGUGAUAGGGUAGGGGAUGCCCAGCGACUGGCAGUGACGGAGAUGAAAGAUCUCCAUGAGAAACGAGGGACGAAGGGUGCGACGCUUCGGGGCCGCCGAAAAGGGGAUUCCAAGAGGGGGAGAGAUGACAUGGAUCGAGAGGAGAAAUGA